Ilex paraguariensis (yerba mate) is the source of this 818-nucleotide messenger RNA. The record is from the annotation of a GenBank genome assembly. NCBI's taxonomy places the organism in Eukaryota, Viridiplantae, Streptophyta, Magnoliopsida, Aquifoliales, Aquifoliaceae.
CUCUCUCUCUCUCUCUCUCUCUCUCUCUCUCUCUCUCUCUCAUUUGUUUGUACCAAUAUAUAAUUGAGGCAACCCCUGCAAAUGAUUAGUAACUAGUUAAACUACAAGAACACAAGAUGUUCGAUCGAGUGUCUCAAUGAAGUUCCUCUUUAUUUUUUCAGGAAAAAGUUUGUAUGCUUUUGUGACCAUCAAACAUGAACCUCUAUGAGGGUUGUAAAGAAAUUUUGAAGAUUCAAAAGUUUCGAAGACUUGUGUCCUACACUGGAUUUUAUUGCUUCGUUGCAGUCUUGAGCUACGCGUACACGAGCAAUACGACUAGAGCUGGGUACUCUAGAGCUGACCAAUUCUAUGCCUCUUACCCUGCUGGAACUGAACUCCUAACUGACACUGCUAAGUUAUAUAAAGCUGCACUUGGCAAUUGCUUUGAAGAGGAAGAGUGGGGACCAAUUGAAUGGUGCGUCAUGGCUAAACAUUUUGAACGCCAGGGAAAAUCUCCCUAUGCAUAUCAUGCGCAAUACAUGGCGCACCUUGUCUCCCAUGGACAACUCGAUGGAAGUGGCUAAUGGAAGGAGAAUGCAAAUCUCAAGACUAUAUAUGAGUGGAAAAUCUCUCCUUGUAUAAAUAACACUAAACUCAAAUUAAUAUCUGAGGCUACUUGAUGCCAAUUGAAACAAAAGUUAGGUGUAGAGAAGCUUGCUGAUAUGACAUUAAAAAGGACCUAUUUUUACAUUACAAGAGCUGCAUCAAGCUGCAUUCUUUGUCAAAGUGUACUGCUGAAUUCUGAUGUUUUGAACCGGACUGUCAAAAAAUAAAAGCCG